Xyrauchen texanus (razorback sucker) is the source of this 4811-nucleotide messenger RNA. It is a transcript of the gene mnta, whose product is annotated as MAX network transcriptional repressor a. Gene Ontology annotation, biological process: regulation of transcription by RNA polymerase II. Gene Ontology annotation, molecular function: protein dimerization activity; RNA polymerase II cis-regulatory region sequence-specific DNA binding; DNA-binding transcription factor activity, RNA polymerase II-specific. The record is from RefSeq and is a predicted model, not a curated record. Lineage: Eukaryota; Metazoa; Chordata; Actinopteri; Cypriniformes; Catostomidae.
CAAUGGGUUCCAUAUGUUGACUGAAUACCAAAACCCGCCAUCUUGUUGUGACUCCUUUACGUGCGUGUAAGAGUGACUUCAAGGGGGAUCCAGUCACGUUUUUACUUUAUUUUAUUAUUAUUAUUUUUUUUUUAUAGGCUAGAAGGAUCCCAGCAGACGCUUUAAAUCUGGCAAGUUGGUCUUUUUAAUUAAUUUCAGCCAUCACUUCUGGACUAAAGUGUUAAACGAAACGGAGAUGAGUAUCGAGACGCUAUUAGAGGCUGCGAAGUUUUUGGAAUUGCAAGCCCAGCAACAACAGAAAGCACGUGAAGAAAAUGAGCUUCAGGAAAGGCGACGCCGCGAACAGGAGGCGGAGAAGCGAAGGGUAGAAAUUAACUCUUAUACACAGCCUGUACGAAUGAGCCACAUGACCUGGAUGGAGGAGUCCGGUCCAGCGCAUCACAACAUCCCUGCACCGCCCCCGCCUCCUCCCCUUCCCCCCACUAUGCCCAUCACGGUCAUCCCCAUCCCAGUAGUGUCCUCCACUCCCUCCGCCAUCCCCCCACCCCCCACCACAGCUGUCAUCUCCUUGGCAGCACCCUGCCUCACUCCUCCAAGAAAAGAUGCACACUCACUGCCAAACCAGCAGACACUGCACCAGCGCCCCAUCAUCUCAUCUCAGGUGAAGGCAGAGCCAACAUUACUGUCUCCAUCCAGUGGCAACAAACCAUCCCCACCCCAGCAGAUCCAGACCUUCACGGGCUCCAUUAUCACAACCCCUCAGCAUGCACUUCCCCAGCCUGGACCUCUUCCAACCCAGACCAGCCCUGCAUCCAGAGGCAGCCCAACAGAAGACCGUAAUUUGGAUGGCAAGAAGAGACCUGGAGGGGCAGGAACAAGAGAAGUGCACAACAAACUCGAAAAAAACAGACGUGCACACUUAAAGGAGUGCUUUGAGACCCUUAAGAAGAACAUCCCUAAUGUUGACGAGAAGAAGACCUCCAAUCUGAGCGUUCUGAGAAGUGCUCUGAGAUACAUUCAGACUCUGAAGAGGAAGGAGAAGGAUUAUGAGCAUGAGAUGGAGCGAUUGGCACGGGAGAAGAUCGCUUUGCAGCAGAGACUUGCAGAGCUGAAGAACGAGCUGAGCCAACAGUUGGAUGUGAUUGAGAUUGACCGUGUUGUUCGACAGACUGUCCAACCAGAAGAUGACCAGGCCUCAACCUCCACUGCCUCAGAAGGCGAAGACAACUUUGAUGAAGAUAACGAAGAUGAGAGCUUGUCAGCUUCGCCCACAGCCUUACCCAAAGUGCCUUCUGCGCUUCAGUCAGAGUUAAAGAAGCCCCGGCCUGCCCCCUCCUUCAUAAUGCAGCACAUCUCUAUCCCACACAAACUCUCUAAGACUUUGCCCACCAUUACCACAGCUCAGCUAUCUCCUGUCACUGCUGCUGCCCCAAUUACAGCUCCUACUUUGCUCCCAACUUCUGCACACCCUCCUAACGGUCCAGCAUCCACUCCUGCCUCCCAGCAAUCACAGGUAGUGGUGGCCCCCUACACCCUACCUCCUGCUCAUACCCAUAUAGUGACUACACCCAGCCUCCAGCCUACUGUCAUUGCCCAUGCCGGAUCGGCUUCACACGCCUCUGUCAUCCAAACAGUCAACCACGUCAUCCAGCCAGGCUCCAAGCACGUGGCUCACAUCGCCGCCUCCACCUCCAGUUCUGUGCAGCUGGCCCCUGGACCUCAGUCCUUCAGCCAAAUCACGGUACACCCAGUGGCCCACCUACCUACAAUCUACCCUCAGCCUGUUACUGUCACACAGCCUGCUGUCAUGAGCCAUAUCGCACACACACUCUCCCACAGUCAGACGAAUGGCAUGUCAGCCCCCAGCACACAGGCCACCGUGAUGGGAAAGCAGACGGCCAUGGGCACCCAGGUGGUCACCCAUCACCCUCAGCUGAUGGGCCAGACCGUCCUUAACCCAGUCACCAUGGUAGCCAUGCCCUCCUUCCCAGUCAGCACACUAAAGCUGGCCUGAGGUGCUGACAUUCCCACCCAUAGAUAGAAUAUACACAAUUACAAGGUGAUGAACCCCAAAGCCACAUUCAGCAUUGCAAUCAAAUGAACUCUAAAUCUACAGGACUCAGUACAUUCCAAAUGACAAGAAAGUAUAUAAAGACUCUAAGCAAAACAAAGAAAUUUAUUGAAUGUCUAAUGCUAUAUAAUGAUAUAUAAUAAAAGACAAAAAGAAAUACUAUCUUGGGCGAACACAGAGUUUGAUGUCUAGAGCGCUUGUGUGCUGCUUAGUAUGUGUGUUAGGCACUGUAGUGGAGUGUUUUAUGAUGUAACCGUGGUCCGAUCUGAAUUUACAACUACUCUCAGUCAGCGUAUUGUCUGACUACUGAUUUAAAUGACUUGAUGAUAUAGAAACACCCAUUAUACCUCACAAUGGGCUCCUCCUCAGCUAACAUAACACCUCAAAUGAUUAUCCCUCUCAGCACCACUAGAACAGGUAUAAUGUAAAAAAGGACUCAGAUUCUAGUUCCUACGGUUCUGUCUGUCCAAUGUCCACUGACCUGGUCACUUUGGUGUCAGCCUUCAAAUGUUUAGAAAAAACAUGUGGUUGAUGCUAGACUGUAGCAUCAUAAUUUGACCCUGUCCCAAAUGCACUAGAGUCUAAAUUUUGCCUGGACUAUCAGUAUAAUCUGAAAGUAAGAAAAUAUGCUAUUUUUAGGCGCACAUUCUAGAGUUAAUGUCUUUAUCAAAAAGGUGAUUGGCCCUCUUUAACCGUAAGGGGACAUUUACAACGAAAGUGUUUUGUGUUGGUCUGCGCUGUUUGUCAGUUGUUUUUUCUAUGUAAACAUGCGCUUGACAGCAGAGACUAUUUAGCUUGAUACGGAGCACUUGCAGUAAAAUGAAUACGAGAAAUUGGAAUGCCCAACAUGGUGGAUGUAGAAAUGGAAGUCCCACCUUACAGGUAAAAGAGCCAAUCACCUUUUAGAUACAGACAUCGUCUGUCAAUCACCUCAAGGACGAGCAUGCACAUUAGCUUGACCAGCCUGAAAGAGCUGCUGUUUUAGCAUGAUCUGAGCUAAGGAAGAACAAUUUAUGAUACCAUUGAUUUCGGAUUUUACUUAUGUUAAUUGUUUGUAGUCUUAACUAACAAUUUUGGAGAUUUUUGUCUUUCCCCAUUGAAGAAAAUAGGAGCUUACUUUUAUGCCACUUAUAUCCAUAGGAAAUAGCUGCCUGGCAGCAUUCCCAAGAUGGCUGACGAGUCGACUUGCCUUGAAAAAGACUUUGCUUGAUGUCUUUGACCAUUGCUCAGCAUCUUGCUGUAGUUUUUUUCCACACAGAUUGCUGAUGAUGAAAUUUGAUCAGCAAUGCGGACGAAAAAAGUAUUCUUUGGCCUUAAGCAGGGACUUCCAUUCCUACAGCCAUCAAUACGAGUGAACCGUCUCGACCUACAAAGUCUCUGGUAAUAAAUGGUCUGAUAUUUGGUCCACCACUCUGAAAAUGGAUGCAUCAUGGAUGUAUCAAGGGUGCUUGUGAGUGCCCUUCUGAAACCUAAAAUAACAAAUGAGACACCCCUACGGUUUUGUGGACUUCACAGAUGCUCUAAGAUAUAAGAUAGCAAGUCUACAUAUGGACAAAACGUACAGUAGUUUGAAACACCUGGACCAUAUUUCAAGUUUUUAUAUGAGUUUAUGUAAAGUUAUUGUGCUCUAGCUGGCAUAGAGACUAUUGCUUGUGACUGUCAUGUGAGUCAUUGGAGGGAAUCUGACAGCAGUGCCUUAAACAUUGUCAAUCUGAUUCCUGUUCAAUGCUGCACAGACGCCCCCUUUUGUUCUUUUUCUGUAACUGCACUCAUUCAGAAAAAAAUAUAUUCGGUAUCAAAGCCUCCUACUCUGCCUAUAGCCCAGUGGUGUAUGAAUUCAGCUCCUGUUGCCCAUCUUCGAAAGGUUAAACAAAAAUCAAAUAGCCAUUAAAUUGCAACGGAGGGUGAAAAAAGACUGAAACUUAUUGUAAAUGUAUUCCAGAAAUUACAGUAGGUAAGCAUUCAGUGUCUUCAUCUUGCCCGUGAUAAUGACAUAUUUAUGUGGGCUGGAAAGUCAGUCAGUACAUGGUUGUUAUUUUGUUUUUAGGGUGCAUGUAGCUGAUGUCAUGAGUGUUUAAAUAUAUGUGCUAUAAUUCUAUCAGACACAAUGUAAGGCAUGAUGUAGUUGUAUGUGUGUUGCAAAGGCACAUCUUUUGGUUACGGAGAGUUUUAUGGGAGUCAGAGGGCAUGGGCAGGGAAAUGUCCCGCACCAAGCUUGAGAUUAUCAGGAAGGUGUCCCGUGUCUGUAUUUAACCGCACUGACCGAUAUACAGAUCUGCAGGUAGAGCACAAGCUGAGUACUAAGAGAUUUGAUUUAAACUAACACUGUGAUACUUCUCAGUUGUCCCAUAAAAGCAAACCAGGUUUACAAAUCAGCCUAGCAUUUAUAUUGAGAGAAAGAGUCCCUGCAUUUGUCUAGUUUUUGUUAGCGUGUGAGAAUUAUUAUUAUUAUUAUUAUUUUUUUUUUUUUAUGGUUUUAAUUUGUCAAGUUUUAGUUUUGUGUAUUUACACGAGUAGGAUGUACACAUGAAUUCUUAGAUGUACGUGGUUGUUUUUGCAUGUAGAUGGAUGAAUUCUGUUUGAACGAUAACUUUGAAAAUGUUUUUUUUUUCUGGGACUAUGUAUAGUACUGUAUAUGUUUUCAGACCUCUUUCUACACUGAUAUUAUAUAUAUACACACACACACACACACACACACACACACAUAUAUAUAUAUGUAUGUCUGUGUAUAUCUAUAUAU